Molecule: messenger RNA, 1534 nt
Organism: Abrus precatorius (Indian licorice)
Lineage: Eukaryota; Viridiplantae; Streptophyta; Magnoliopsida; Fabales; Fabaceae
Exons: 4
Coding region: 36-1493 (485 amino acids)
Biological process (GO): GPI anchor biosynthetic process
Cellular component (GO): endoplasmic reticulum
Molecular function (GO): catalytic activity
Source: RefSeq, a predicted model, not a curated record
UUUUCUUCCCAGUAAGCAAUUAUUUUCUCUUCAAGAUGCUUAGUGUCAUUAGAAGGAAACUACGGCGCCUAUAUUCAAGGAUAUUGUGGUUAUUGUGGAAGCGCCCCAGGUCCAAAGUUGUUGUCAAAAGGUUUAGGAAAUUGAAAUGCAAGAGUAACUCUAGAACACAACUGUGUCACAACAAAUCUAUAAGUCACUCUAAUGGCCUCUUAGUUGAGUCUGAAUCUGUAAGGCCUAUUAGAAUUGCCACAUUCAAUGUUGCAAUGUUUUCCCUUGCACCUGCUGUUUCAGAAUUUGAUGAAUGGGUUGUCUCCAAUCAUGAACAGGGAUCUAACAAGAAGAAUUCAACAAAAGGUGAUUUUCCCAAGAGUAUAUUAAAGCAAUCUCCAUUGCAUGCAUCUAUGCAUAAGGCACAGAAUCUUAUGCCACGAUCAAAUUUGAAGGUUUCUAUUAAUCUUCCUGAUAAUGAGAUUUCAUUGGCAAAUAGUAGAUUGCUUGCUUCAAUGGAAAACAAAGAGGGUACAUCAGAUACAAUUUUUGGCAAUGUUUCUGGAAGACACCAAGUUCCAGCAAGGUCUCCUGUAUGCUUUCCUUUCAUUAUGAAUUACUGUGAUAGCACUGAGAAAUUCACAAGCAGUAGAAGCAUCCUUGAAGUUCUCAGGGAGAUUGAUGCUGAUGUGUUGGCAUUGCAAGAUGUGAAGGCAGAAGAAGAGAAGAACAUGAAGCCUCUUUCUGAUUUGGCAGGUGCCUUAGGGAUGAAAUAUGUGUUUGCUGAGAGUUGGGCUCCAGAAUAUGGAAAUGCCAUCUUAUCCAAAUGGCCAAUUAAGAAGUGGAAAGUUCAAAAGAUUGCUGAUGAUGAUGAUUUCAGGAAUGUUUUGAAGGCCACAAUUGAUGUGCCCUGGGCAGGUGAAAUAAACUUCCACUCUACUCAACUCGACCACUUAGAUGAGAAUUGGAGAAUGAAGCAAGUAAAUGCAAUAAUCCAUUCCAAUGAGCCUCCUCACAUAUUGGCAGGAGGUCUCAAUUCUCUAUAUGGAGCAGAUUACUCAUCAGAGAGAUGGACAGAUAUUUUUAAGUAUUAUGAGAAACUUGGAAAGCCUAGGCCGAGGUCAGAAGUGAUGAACUUCAUGAAAUCAAAGGGUUAUGUUGAUGCAAAGGAUUAUGCAGGAGAAUGUGAGCCCAUUGUCAUCAUUGCCAAAGGCCAAAAUGUGCAGGGGACAUGCAAGUAUGGCACAAGAGUUGAUUACAUUUUGACUUCUUCAAGCUCACCUUACAAAUUUGUUCCUGGGUCAUACUCAGUGAUUUCUUCCAAAGGCACUUCUGAUCACCAUAUAGUGAAGGCAGACAUUGUGAAAGUAAACCUAUCUGCUCAGAAAAAUGUCAUUAGACAGUGCAGGAAAAUAAAGCACAAGGUUGUCAAAAUAACACCACCAUGUUCUGUAACAGGUAUAUGGGAAUCAACCCUACCACCUCCCAAAAUACUUGUGCCAUAGAAAAUCUUGAUUCAUAGAAGUAAUAUAGUAUAUUUUGAUAA